AUGGACCUCCCCACCGUCCAACUGCCAACUCUCAAUCUCCCUCCGGAAGUUCGUACAUUAUAUUCUUUCACGUAUUUCACAUUUUUUUCAGCUUUUAAAGUAUAUUCUGGACGCUCUCGGACCAGCUCCACCUGAACCUCUUCAAAAAGAAGUUUUCUCUCCGAAAAAACAAGCUCUCCUAAUUUCGUAAUCUCUUUCAGCCGUUUAAGCACUUCCCAGUCGACAAGAACUUUAUUGAAAUGCUGGAAUCGCUGAAGCCAGUGGAAGUUCCGUACACGAAGAAGCCGGACAAUCCGAUGACGGAAGAGCAGCACAGGGAGUACCACGCCGGGCGGAUGCGCGAGUAUCGGAGGAAGACGAACGAAACACUCGAGAAGACGAGGGAGCUGCUGAACGGGAUCAAGGCGAAGUUGGCGGUGAAUGUGAUCACGCUCCGGAAUCGUCUGAACAGCACGGACGUCGAGGAGGAAGUGAAGACGAAUGCGGCGCAGUUUCUGGGAAUCGAGAAGGAGAAAGUGCUCGAUAUUCCGGAACUUCUUCACUUUUUUCAGAGUGAGUCCUGUUUCAUGAGUUUUCAAAUUCAUCUCUUGUUUCAGAAUACUGGCAGCGAAAGAAAAUUGUGUCAGAGUUGAAUGUGGAGCAUAAAUCGUUCGUAUACAUGGAAAGAGCUCUCCAGUUGCAGAAACAGUACAGCGAUCACAAAAUGGUGAGUUGUCCUGCCACGAUCGUUCACCGCUUUUUGACUCAGAGAGGAAAAGGUGCUCGAUGUCCUGCUCAGCUCAGCAACAAACUCAAAGACGCGUCAAUGAAGGCGGACGCGUACGAAAAGUUCAUGGUGAAUAUGAUGAUUUGGAGCUUCCAUGAAACAUGAAAGAAUUUCAGGACGAUAAAAGAGUGCGAAAAGUGCUCAAAGAGCUGCAGAUGAAUGAGACGAAACUGAAGGAAAAUGUUGGGCAAUGGAUUCUAAAUCGUGUUUUCGCGCCGACAAUUCCCGCUUUCACGACAUCCGUUUAA
This is a messenger RNA of Caenorhabditis sp. 36 PRJEB53466, 1014 nucleotides long. Lineage: Eukaryota; Metazoa; Nematoda; Chromadorea; Rhabditida; Rhabditidae. The record is from the annotation of a GenBank genome assembly.